UGUGUGAGUGUGUGAGUGUGUCUGUGUGUGUGUGUGUGUGUGUGUGUACGUGCCAUUAAACGCGUCUCCUUUGCGUUAUAAGAGCGACACAGUCAGAAUGAUGCUGCAUCUACAGCGCAACUUCAGCAGGUCUUUUUUAGGAAACAUUGUAGCAGGUGAAAGAUGCAUGGAGGAUUUCUACAAAUGCUCAAGAAGAGGAAGGAGUUGAUUCCUCUGAUUGGGUUUGUGGGAUGUGCUGCACUUGGAGCAACAGCAGCCUCCAUUUACUUCUUACUGACCAAACCAGAUGUCAUUUUAAACAAGACCAGAAACCCAGAGCCAUGGGAGACAUUAGAUCCGUCAACACCACAGAAGCUCAUAACUAUUAACCAGCAGUGGAAACCAGUGGAGGAGCUGGAGCUGGUGAAGAAACUGACCAAAUGAUCUCCUCUGGCUCUCUCUUCUGAAUUUCCGUGUUAAUUUAAUCGGGAUCUGAACUCUGUGUUUGCAUGCACUGUGCCUUUAAGAGUGAAAAUCACCUGUGUGCUGGAUAUGAGCUUAAAUAAAUGUAUGCUAUGGAUUAAAAAUGAAUCCGUCUUUCCUUUGUGAAGUCUUGUUGGAUACGUUCAUUUGCAGAUGAGUUAAUCUCAAGUGGUUUCAGAUUAGCCAUUAAUCUGAACAGUGACGCUCGUCUCAUUUCCUUCAGACAGAACAACAAGAGAAUAAAUCAAGCCUGCUGACAGUUCACCGAGUCAUUAUUUGUAAUUUAACUGAAGAGGAAGUGCUGCUGAGGUCUCCAAACGACUCGGUGCUUCCUGCUUCCGUCUUCAUGUUUGAGAAACAAUCGUUGAUCAGCUUUCAUUCAGAGCACAGA
Molecule: messenger RNA, 853 nt
Organism: Sinocyclocheilus rhinocerous
Lineage: Eukaryota; Metazoa; Chordata; Actinopteri; Cypriniformes; Cyprinidae
Gene: coxfa4l3
Product: chromosome unknown C15orf48 homolog
Exons: 5
Coding region: 163-423 (86 amino acids)
Cellular component (GO): respiratory chain complex IV
Source: RefSeq, a predicted model, not a curated record